UCCCUCCUUCACUCAUCAUGGACGAGCAGAGAGAGACUCUGCAAAGGAUUGUCUCUACUCUAGCAAACAAAAAUGAUGAAAUUCACAACUUCAUUGACAUGCUGAACCAUACAAUAAAUAAUGUUCAGGUAAACUCUUCUAAUGCAAUCAGCGAGUUGGAUGAAGAAUUUGAUGGUCUGUAUUCUAUAUUGGUUGAGAUGAAGGGGAGUAUGGCCAACACUAUUCAGCAAGAAGAGGCUCGUAAAAUUCAAGCUCUGCAGGAUCAGCUUAACCAGUGUAGUAAUGCCCUAGAGAGUUCUGAAGAGCUGCUGGAACUUGCUGCGCAGUCGCUGGACAUAAAGGACUCUGCGGAAUUCUUAAAGGCUGCCAGACAGAUCAAAGAUAGAGUCACAACGGCUUCAGCGUUCCGCAUCUCUCUGAAACCAAAGGUCAGUGAUAGUAUGACUCACCUGAUGGUGGACUUCGCUCUGGAAAGGCGCAUGCUCCAGGCUGUAAAGUUUUUGCCAGUCCCUAAAGCUCCAGAGAUAGAUCUAGCAGCAUGUCUGGUUGCUGAUAACUGCAUAACAGUAUCGUGGAGAAUGCCUGAAGAAGACAGCAGAAUUGAUCAUUUUGUACUGGAGUAUAGGAAAACCAACUUUGAUGGGCUUCCUCGAGUAAAAGAUGAACAGCGUUGGGAACUGAUAGACUAUAUUAAAGCUACUGAAUAUACAUUAUCAGGUCUGAAAUUUGAUACAAAAUACAUGAACCUCAGAGUACAAGCUUGCAACAAAGCUGUGGCAGGGGAAUACUCCGAUCCCGUGACUCUUGAAACCAAAGCAUUUGUGUUCAGUUUGGACAGUACUACUUCUCAUCUGAACUUGAAAGUUGAAGAUACCUAUGUUGAAUGGGAUCCUACUGGAGGCAAAGGCCAAGAAAAAAUAAAAGGGAAGGAAAAUAAAAGCAGCUUCCUCCAUGUUAACAAAAUUCAAAAGCAUUUGAUAAGUGGUGCACAGUCUCCAAAGAGGACAUCUAUUAGCACAAGAUCCUCACUGAGGGGCAGCAGAGAUCGUUUCGUUGGUGAAUCAUACACAGUAUUGGGAGACACUGCUGUUGAAAGUGGACAGCAUUACUGGGAGGUGAGAGCCCAGAAGGACUGCAAAUCAUACAGUGUGGGAGUAACAUAUAGAAACCUGGGAAAAUUUGACCAACUGGGAAAGACUAAUUCAAGCUGGUGCAUCCAAAUCAACAACUGGCUGCAAACCACGUUUUCAGCAAAACAUAGUAAUAAAACCAAGACUCUAGAUAUACCCGUUCCACACAGAAUAGGAGUGUACUGCGACUUUGAUGGAGGUCAGCUUGCAUUUUAUAAUGCAGACUCAAAGGAGCUGUUACACACCUUCAGAACAAAGUUUAUGCAACCAGUAUUACCAGGCUUCAUGAUCUGGUGUGGUGGGCUUACAGUGAGUACUGGAUUGCAGGUGCCAAGUGCUGUGAAAACGCUUCAGAAAAGUGAAAAUGGAUUGAGUGGUUCAACAGGCAGCCUAAACAAUAUUGCCUAGUAAUGCCUAUUAAACAUUUUUAUUGCCGAAUGAUUUUUCUCUGUAGCUGCUACUCACAGAAGCUUGUAAGCACUGGAUUAAACUGGGUUUGCUACCUACUGCUGUUUAAGGUCUAGGUGCUGAAUAGAGCAAAGGUUUGGGUCUAAAGUGUUAGGAACCUACUAUGAAUCUGGACAGAAAUGUCAGACAGAAAACUGAGCUUUUGAAAAAUAAGUGGAGAAAUCGAGAGCUGUGACUAUGUAAUUUUCUACUACUGUAUUUAAGUAUUUUGUUACG
This is a messenger RNA of Gavia stellata (red-throated loon), 1814 nucleotides long. It is a transcript of the gene FSD1L, whose product is annotated as fibronectin type III and SPRY domain containing 1 like. The coding region runs from base 18 to 1538 and encodes 506 amino acids. The record is from RefSeq and is a predicted model, not a curated record. NCBI's taxonomy places the organism in Eukaryota, Metazoa, Chordata, Aves, Gaviiformes, Gaviidae. Gene Ontology annotation, molecular function: protein binding. The transcript is spliced from 14 exons.